Phoenix dactylifera (date palm) is the source of this 1849-nucleotide messenger RNA. Lineage: Eukaryota; Viridiplantae; Streptophyta; Magnoliopsida; Arecales; Arecaceae. The record is from RefSeq and is a predicted model, not a curated record.
GAACUUUCCUAUCCAUCGAGUCGCAUAGGCACAUAACCGGGUGAGCUCGAGAGAGAGAGAGAGAGAGAGAGAGAGAGAGAGAUGGCGGAGCAGCAAAAACCCAAUUCGGCGAUGGAGCAUCCCCCGAAGCCUACUAAUACGGUGCCGCCUCCGCCUCCCACGUCGGCGUCCUGGACAUCCGGCGGGGAGGCGGCGCCUAGGAGCUCGCACCACUACCCCAACCCGCCGGACUCGGUGAACCCGGACGUUGCGACGCUGCGGGACCAGUGGCGGUUCGCCAUCCGGCAGUACAGCCGGUGGUACUCCCACGCUUGGGGCACCGCCAUCCUCGCCGGCGUCUCCUUCUUCGCCCUCGGAUGGUUCAUCAAGGGCUCCAAUCCCCUCCCCUCCCGCGCAAACCCCGACCACACCGACGAUCAGCCGCCCUCCGCCGCCCCAGCCACCGACAGGAAUAAGGGUGCAAGAGAAAAGAGUCUAGGAUUCAGUGUAGUCUGAUGCCUCCAGAUUUUGUUAUACUAAAGAGGAAAUUAAAUCUUACAAAAGAAAGAGGAAAACUUAAGGGAAUCUUAUACAUUGAUAAUUACUUAGAUGUAAUUUAGUCAAGCUAGUAUAUUGGAGAAUAUGAGACUAAAUAUUGACGAUAUGGUGACCAUAUGCUUCACUCAACUUAGCAUGACCAAAAGCCAUGUCUACUUACUGGAGGAAUGAGGGAUCUGUGACUCAAGUUGUUGGAUCUAUAUUUUGUGAAAUUGCAGACAAUUGUCAUACUAGUAAAUAUGUUAGAUCAUAGUAACUUACGCAUGAAGUUUGCAAAUAAAAAAGAAGCAUAUGUGGUUAUACAAAAUAUGCCACAAUAAAAUAUAGAGUAUCAUGAGCGCUAAAUGUGUUUUAAUGUAGACUGGUUCUCUGAAGAGUCGAAUCUACUGUCUUUGCCUACAAUUUAGUUCUCUUGCCACCUGGUGUUCUCCAUGUUAAUCUUUCAUCUAAUGUGAUCUGUUCAUUUUUAUUUUAUACCUGAGUGACCCAGGGCAUACAUGGCGCAUCAUCUGUGGCAUAGAAAGGUUUCACAGCUUUUUCUGAAGCAAUGCCUACUUUAAUCUGCAGAGCACUAGCUUUUGCUUUUGGGUGCUCGAAAAGUAUAGGCCUACAGCAUGAUCUUACACUCUUUUUUUGUAGAAAAUAAUAUGAACAUUAUUUUCUGCAUUGUUAGAUAGCCUUUCAAUCCACAAGAAAAUCCACUAAACUCUAAAACCUCAUCUUAUAGUUCCACCAGCUGCUUUCCAUUGUGUGUGUCAGUAUUGGAAAUUUUGGGUGUUCUAAGUUUGCUGAUUCUUCUUGCCUUGUAUAUGUUCAAAUACAUUGUAGAAAGUAUGUUCUGAGCAUCAAUCCAUUUAGGACCUCUUUCUCUCUCUCUCCAUCUCUCUGCCAAUAUCCCUGGUGUCAUAUUUUUUUGAUGGAGGGUGUCAAUGUCACAUGUCAUUUAUCAACUGAGUGAACAUUACGCGACAGUGGAACUCAUGUCAAAUAAUGAUUAUACAUUGGACCGCAUAUUAUCCAGUACCCGUGUAUGCUAUAAUUUGUAGCAUAUGACUGUGACAGAAAAGAAUUAUCACAUGCAGCAGCCUAUUAUUACUGCAGAUGUGAAGCUAUAUGCUAGGCUGGAGUAGAAUUAUUAGUCAACUUUGGGGUCUCCUAACUCAUUUUCCUUCAGCUUAGUGGAAUAUAUGCUUCAUAUUUUUUUUGUUCAUUACUUCUGCAAUUGAUUCUGGAUGAUGUACCACAUUUUUCUUGAGAUAUUCUUGAUGAUGUAUCAUUGCUAGCCAUUGAUAAACAAAAUGCUUAAACAUUU